Molecule: messenger RNA, 1525 nt
Organism: Oppia nitens
Lineage: Eukaryota; Metazoa; Arthropoda; Arachnida; Sarcoptiformes; Oppiidae
Product: paraspeckle component 1-like
Exons: 3
Coding region: 66-1490 (474 amino acids)
Biological process (GO): regulation of DNA-templated transcription
Cellular component (GO): nucleus
Molecular function (GO): RNA binding
Source: RefSeq, a predicted model, not a curated record
AGUUUUGCUCACUUUUUGAUCUCAUUUGACGUCAUUUUUGUGUCAAUAAAUCGAUUUGUCUGCGCAUGCGUUGUGUCAUUGCUUUGUCUGAAAUGUCGGAAAAAAGAGACAAUUCUUCGAUUGCGGACUCGUCUGAAGCCGUCGGCGACAGUAAGACUCGCAAACGUAAGAUAUAUACGGACGGACAGAAAUGGACGCGACUGACGGGCGCACCCGCUUGGGACUUGUCUUCAGAGGAUUCGAUUCAGAACUUUACGGGUCGUUGUCGUCUUUUUGUGGCCAAUUUGCCGCAAUCUGCUUCCGAAGAGUCGUUAAGAGAAUUGUUUUCGACUUUCGGACAAAUUUCGGAUAUUUUUAUCGGAAAAGGAAAUCAAUUCGCUUUCGUAAAAAUGGACACAAAAACCAACGCCGAAAACGCAAAACAAGCCAUUGACGGCAAAUCCAUUGACGGACGCAAUCUUCGCGUGCGUCUGGCCGCCCACGCAGCCGCAGUCAAGGUCUCUCAACUGCCGCCUCACGCGUCCAAUGAAUUGCUUCGUUUGGCGUUCUCGGCUUUCGGUCCGGUCGAGAGAGCCGUCGUCUCGGCAGACGACAGAGGACGAUCGCUUUCCGAAGGAUUCGUCGAAUUUGCGCGAAAAAGCUCGUCUCAAGCGGCGCUCAAGAAGUGUCAAAACGAAUGUCUUCUCAUGUCUUCAACGCCCAUUCCUGUUGUCGUCACUCCUCUUGAAUCUCGGGACGACGAAGAAGGGGUUCCCGAGAAAAGCGUUCUUCACGCUCCCGACUAUCGCGUCGAACGGGAAUUGGGUCCGCGCUUCGCGGAACCGGGAAGUAUGGAGUGGGAGAUGGCGCGGAAGUGGAAACAAUUGUCGGAAAUCGAGACUCAAAGACGGGAAGCGUUGGAAUCGGAAAUUCGGGAUUUAAGGGACUCUUUGAGACAACAAAUGGAGUUCUUGAGAGUGGAAGAGACGACAAAACAAUUGAGAGAACAAUUGCGACAAAUGGAAACCGAAAGUCAAAAGUUAUGCGAAGAAAGAGAACAGCGUUUGGCGGAAGAGCGCAGACGCGAAGAUCAGCGAAGACAAACGGAACAAAUGCUGAGAUCUCAAGAAGAACAACUUCUGCGCAGAAACCAGGAACAGGAUCUGGUGGGACUGCGGCGGCAAGAAGCCGAACUCAGACAACAAGCGAAUGCUUUGCAACAACUUCUCGAUCGACAAGAAUCCGCUUUAAGACAAAUGGGCGCUCAGGAGGCAACCAUCGGAGGGCCCCAGACCCCCGCCAUGGACGCGGCUGCACAUGCGCAGAUGCAACAAAUGGCGGCCUUUUCCGGCCAAAUGUCGAAUCAGUUUGUCGGACAAAUGACACCUCUUCGUCAACCUCAACCUCAGCCUCAAUGGUCAGGCGGAAGAGGAGGGGGAGGCGGAGGAAUGGGAUCUAAUAUCGGAUCGAAUAAUGGAAUGCAUUUUAAUAAAAGAAAUCGAAGAUUUUGAAGAGAUUUUGAAGAUUUAAGAGAUUUUAAUCCAAA